Messenger RNA from Corticium candelabrum, 905 nucleotides. Its product is annotated as dynein axonemal assembly factor 1-like. The transcript has 7 exons. NCBI's taxonomy places the organism in Eukaryota, Metazoa, Porifera, Homoscleromorpha, Homosclerophorida, Plakinidae. The record is from RefSeq and is a predicted model, not a curated record. The coding region runs from base 1 to 705 and encodes 234 amino acids. Gene Ontology annotation, molecular function: protein binding.
AUGGUGCCGCGCCUCCGUCACAACGCCACACUCGAAUCUCACACUGUGUUGAAAAUGCCGUCAGAAAAAGACACAGAAAGAGAUGAGGCCGGCUACCCACGAAUGACUAAGACAUAUCUAAAGAAGCUGUGCAGGGAGCAGAAGUUGUACGAUACGCCAUACUUGAACGACGUGCUGUAUUUGCACUUCAAAGGUUUCGGAAAGAUUGAGAAUCUGGAGGAAUACACAGGACUGAAGUGUGUGUGGCUGGAAAGUAACGGGAUUAGAAAAAUCGAGGGACUUGAAAAUCAGCCACAACUAAGAUGUUUAUUUCUUCAACACAACCUUUUGUCAAAGUUUGAAAACUUGGAACCAUUACAAGAACUGAGUACUCUCAAUGUCAGCAACAAUGCUAUUAGAACAAUAGAGAGUCUUGAAUGUCUUCCCAAGUUGACAACUCUUCAGAUAGCUCAUAAUCAACUCAAAACUGCUGAUGAUAUGGCAGGUCUUGUGGCAUGUCCAACCAUCAGUGUUCUUGAUGUGUCACAUAAUCGAAUCGAAGACACGGAAAUUAUUGAUGUUCUUAGUCAGAUGCCUGACUUGCGAGUGUUGACUCUGACUGGUAAUCCAGUAAUUAAGAAGAUCAAGUAUUACCGGAAGACUCUUAUAUGUAGACUGGUGAGUGGCAGUUUGAAAAUGUAUAUCCCUUCUGAACAGAUCCUCUGAAGAAGACAUCAGCAAAAAUCAGCACUCGGGUUGUGUGGUAGAUGGCUUCCGUUUUCAUUACAUUAAUUGCUUUAGGCCAGACCAAUGAAAUUUUUUAUGCUCAAACAUUUUGACAUGAAAAGUGGAUGAGCUGAUCGAAAUAAGCAAGCAAUAACUACGUUUUGAGCAUGCACAGUUCUUAUUAAUUGCACCAUGAACAA